This is a messenger RNA of Daldinia childiae, 1017 nucleotides long. RefSeq names its product putative 3-hydroxyisobutyrate dehydrogenase protein. Lineage: Eukaryota; Fungi; Ascomycota; Sordariomycetes; Xylariales; Hypoxylaceae. The record is from RefSeq and is a predicted model, not a curated record. Bases 1 to 1017 code for a protein of 338 amino acids. The transcript has a single exon.
AUGCAACCACUUCAUCGGAACGCUCCGUGGUACCAGAUCGAAGACGCUUUUGGAGUACGACUCUGGGAUAUCGAACCGCGGUGCCAAGUAGCUGGUAUUGUUGAUGACCAGUCUGUUACGUUAGAUGGUGCGGUUGGAGCCUCGAUUCAGUGGGAUCGUAUGGAUCAGGUUGCCUUUUUUAAGAGACCGACAACCGCUCGUACCUUCGCGAAGGUAGCGCUUCGAACAAUGCCAGCUUACCUAUUCGGUGGUAUCUUGAUGGUAUCAAUUGUGGCUGCUACACUUUCACAAAUGCAGUCAUUAUCUUACAAUGGUGUUAGUUUAGAAGGGCUGGGUGCGGGUAUGCAGGUCACCCUUGCUAUAGGAAUUGUCUUUCUUGUGCCAGGGGCAAUUAUCUUCCUUCUUGCUCCAUACAUGAUAUUUGAGCUCUACCGCGGCGAGUUUUGGUCUACCCAGGCCAUGUUCAUUGGUAUUGAGGGUGUCCCAUCUAACCUAGGCUGGGUUGAACGUAACAUCUUCGGCUUGAACCAGGGACGGUUGAAGUGGAGUGUCGCAGGAAGUACGUUAUCGCAACACAAACUCUCGACGUAUGAUGAGUGCGAGGCUCUCCCGCCCAAAGAGAGUACCCCUGCAUUGAAUCCCACAAACAGAAACAAGACGAAUUACACCAAUGGGGAGGAGAGGCCAUUUACACUGAUCGAUACAUACACGCGUACAGCCACAGUGUUUUAUGCAGUACGACCACCCACCGCUCUUAUAGUAUGUGGGCAAGAAGGGGGAAUGCAGCGAGCAGUGCUUUGCUCGUAUGACUGGCAGAGAGGCACAUUUUCACGGGAGGCUGUGGUGCGGGUGAAGACGAUUGUGCUGGAGAGGAUGUUUAGGGUUGACCGCUUCCGAUUUGCUCUUAACCGAAAAAUAUGGGAAAAGAAUCCAGAAUCGUUACAUUCAAAGUCCGAGACGGGCUCGAGCGACGGGCAGCGGAGAGGGUUCCUAGAGGAUCAAUGCGAUACUGAUUAG